Molecule: messenger RNA, 138 nt
Organism: Funneliformis caledonium
Lineage: Eukaryota; Fungi; Glomeromycota; Glomeromycetes; Glomerales; Glomeraceae
Source: the annotation of a GenBank genome assembly
GUGUUAUUUACUUCUGAUUUAAGGCCUUUCGAAGAUCGUUCAACUUCUGCACGAGAGUCGAAUUCAAUUUCAUCUACUACAACGAUGAUUACCGAAAAACGUCAAAUAAAGAUUAGUCAGGAGAUCAAUUCCAAUAUU